AUGAAUUUGUUGAUUACACCGAUUAGUGGCAAAGAGGGCACCGGUGGGCAAGUGGUGGCUGUAAUCGUGGGCGGGUUUCGCGACGCCCACUACUCACUGCCCAAUACCAUGAUAUUGAGUCUCAAGAACAGGAAAGGGCUCAUGAAAAUUGCGUUAACACACGGCACAUCGUUGGUACCGGUGCUGUCGUUUGGCGAAAAUGAUUUAUACGAACAGAAAGUAUUCGCACCGGACUCGUGGUUCCGUAAAUGUCAGGAGUAUGUGCUAGCUAAGUUGCAUGUUGCCAUACCCAUACCCAGUACCAUCAUUCCCCGUCGUAGACCAGUCACCACAGUCGUUAUAUAUUCAUAUUUUGUCGGGUAUUUAGUGGGUAAGCCUAUAGACGUGCCAAAAGUGGACAACCCGUCCGAUGAUGAGAUCAAUCGACUCCACAAACAGUAUAUUAAGAGUUUAGAGAAACUAUUCAACGAUAAUAAGUGUAAAUAUGGGUUCAAUGAUGUAGAGCUCGUUAUUGAUUAA
Molecule: messenger RNA, 519 nt
Organism: Oppiella nova
Lineage: Eukaryota; Metazoa; Arthropoda; Arachnida; Sarcoptiformes; Oppiidae
Source: the annotation of a GenBank genome assembly